This is a messenger RNA of Anopheles marshallii, 2478 nucleotides long. It is a transcript of the gene drongo, whose product is annotated as arf-GAP domain and FG repeat-containing protein 1. The record is from RefSeq and is a predicted model, not a curated record. The transcript has 7 exons. NCBI's taxonomy places the organism in Eukaryota, Metazoa, Arthropoda, Insecta, Diptera, Culicidae. Gene Ontology annotation, molecular function: GTPase activator activity. Bases 34 to 2478 code for a protein of 814 amino acids.
AGCGCACCGAACAGCAGAAAAAGCAGAGCAACGAUGGCCCUGGUGCGGAAGAAACUCGAUGACAAAAUACUGAAAACGUUGCGAGAGCUGGUAGGCGUUGGCGGUAACAAAGAAUGCUUCGAUUGUGGCCAGAAAGGGCCUACUUACAUCAACAUGACUAUCGGUUCAUUCGUCUGCACCAGCUGCUCCGGCAUACUAAGGGGAAUUACACCGCCACAUCGCGUAAAAUCGAUUUCAAUGGCUACCUUCACCCAGGAGGAAAUCGAAUUUUUGAAGCAGAACGGUAACGAUAACUGCAGUCGAACUUGGUUGGGCCUUUGGGAUCCGAAGCGUGCAAUCAAGCAGGAGCAUCGAGACUUUAUGAUAGACAAAUACGAAAGGAAAAGAUAUUACCUGGAACCUGCUAGUCCACUGAAAUCGCUUCCCACGAACGCAUCCAGCUCUUUGACAUCACUGUCGGGAGGCAACAGUAAGAAUGCCAAUGAAAGUUUAGUUCCUCUCAAAACGCCAACGCUAACACCUCCGGCAACGCUACGGUUGAAUCGUAACAACUCCGGCUCGUGUAAUGGACUGAACAACGUGAACUCAUCGUCGUCAUCAUUGCCUGGUGCAAUGGGUGCUGUUGGUGCACAAUUUCAGCAGCAAUUUACGCCCGACGAUUCCGGCUUUUUCGCUUCUGAUCCGCCCAAAAUUUUGCCACCAACACCGCAAAAGAACCACAUGCUGCAGCGAAAGAAUGGCAUCAAGAUCAAACAGCCGGCCAAUGGAUUGCCGCCGACGUACGGACGUAACCAGAAGAAUGGUUUGCUCAACAGCAGCACAGCGGGCGGUCUGUCGGGUAGUAGUGGUGACAUUAAUGCCAACAAGUUUACACCAGAUGCGGACUUUGUAGCUGACUUUGGUAGCGCAACUAUUGUAAACAACGUCAGCAACGGGGGUAGUCAUUAUGGAAGUACCAGCAGUUUGAAGAAUGGCCUCAAUAACAGCGACAAUGGAGCGGGAUUGUACGCACUAAAUAACGGGAACAGCGAAAAGUCAUCGACCAGGGGGAUGGAAAACUUUGCCGACUUCGACCACAAUCCCAUCUUUAACUCUGCAGAAAACAUGAAGUCCUACUUCAGCAGCAAUAGUAUUGACAGCAGCACUACGACCAGCGUCAGUAGCACGGCCAGCGUGCAGAGCCUGACCGGUCCCGAUCCGUUCGCAAACUUUUACUCGAAUACUAUCGGUGGUAAUAAUAAUUGUGGCAGCAAUUCCACGGGAUCUACGGCCGGCACACCGACCGCCUCGUCAGGUUCAGCAUCCACUGGACCGUCCGUUCGCGGUGUUGGCUACACAUGUAUUUCACCAGAAGAAACCACGCAUGCAAAAGUCCACACGAACUAUGGAUUUGGUAACACUUUCACCACCGGUGAGACGUGUUAUGCGACCAACGAGUGUAUCAUCAACGGUGGCUCCGGUGCUGGAUCCGGUUACGCUAAUCAAAAUUACACCCUACCUUGGGGAAAUAGUAACGGUACGCAAACCGAUUUCAACUCAACGAGGUAUACUGGAAGCACAAAUCAAUUGAACAACAAUGUCAGCACCGAAAGUACGCACCAUGAUACCGUACAGUGGAAUUUUUGGCAACAGUUUGGCACCAACUGUUGCUGGUCGGCGGAUGAUCGUGUUCAGCAGCAACUGUUCCGCAAUAGUGGCGCUCAACAGAUGAUGAGCCCUCAGCAUCAUUCGGCAGUCAACCAAGUGAAAUGUUACUCAGAUCAAAACCGGUGGAGUCUUCCAAUGCCGCUUGGAGCGAACGGUUCCGAGAGCAAAUUGAGCAACGGCAAGAUCAGUAGCACGUCCAUCCAUUCGACCCCGUCCGUUGACCGAUACGCUGCACUGAAGGAUCUGGAUGACCAGUUCCGGGAGAUAAAAUUAGAGCAGCAAGCAGAAGCAAAUAACAACACAAUAACGUCCAACGGACUAGGAAAUACGGCCAGCAUAAACGAUUCUAUUACACCAACUUCCUCGGCAAACCCGUUCAAAACGGCUAAUCCGUUUCAGUCGCAACAACAACAUGCACAACAACAAACGAUGGCUUGGCCAAUCAGUGGCAUUAACGGUACGUCAUCGGAUGCACGACAUCAGACGGCAUCAACGAAUGGGACUGGUUUCUAUGGUACGUCACCGUACCAAGGCGGGUUUGCUCAUGGCGCAAGCUCACAGCUCUACAACGGCAAUGUUGUUAAUGGAACAGCGAUCACAGGCAUGAGUUAUCUUCCUCCGGCGGGCUACCAUCCAAAUGGUAAUGGAUAUUCCGGAAUGUCAGGAGUUAAUGGUGUUAUGAUGGGCGGACAGUUUAAUGCGACAUCGAACGGUUCGAUGUUGGGUAACGUUCCCGGUGUCACCAAUCCGGUACAUCAUUUUGCAAACUUUGGGAAUCCGUUCAUGGCUGCUGGUACUACAGCGGGAAACUCUAAUAACCCUUUCUUAUGA